Sebastes umbrosus (honeycomb rockfish) is the source of this 1033-nucleotide messenger RNA. RefSeq names its product jagunal homolog 1b (gene jagn1b). The transcript is spliced from 4 exons. Gene Ontology annotation, biological process: granulocyte colony-stimulating factor signaling pathway; vesicle-mediated transport; endoplasmic reticulum organization. The record is from RefSeq and is a predicted model, not a curated record. Gene Ontology annotation, cellular component: endoplasmic reticulum membrane. Bases 146 to 697 code for a protein of 183 amino acids. NCBI's taxonomy places the organism in Eukaryota, Metazoa, Chordata, Actinopteri, Perciformes, Sebastidae.
CGGCGGUAAUGCUCCAUAACGCUGAAUACCACCCGCUAUAAAACCAAAACGAAGAAGAAGAAAAGGACCAAUCAGAGAGUGACACGUCACACUUCCUGUGUAGGGUGCAUGGAGCUGGUCAGCUAGCAGCUCUCAGAUAUCCACCAUGGCUUCUCGAGCAGGUCCGAGAGCAGUAGGCACAGAUGGCAGUGACUUCCAGCACAGGGAGCGGGUUGCCACACACUACCAGAUGAGCGUCGCCCUGAAGUCUGAAAUCCGUAAACUCAACAUCGUCCAUGUGCUGAUCUGGGUGCUGAUGGCAGCUCAGGUGACAGUGAGCCAGUUGAGUCUGGUGUCCCACAAGGUCGUAGCCUCUCCGUACCAGUGGGAGUACCCCUACCUGCUGAGCAUAGCCCCCACAGUCUUCAGCUUCCUGGCGUUGCCCCGCAACAACAUCAGCUACCUGGUGAUCUCCAUGAUCAGCGCCGGGCUCUUCUGCGUGGCCCCUCUGAUCUACGGCUGCAUGGAGAUGUUCCCCGUGGCGCAGCAGCUCUAUCGGCACGGCAAAGCCUACCGCUUCAUCUUCGGCUUCUCCGCCGUGUCGAUCAUGUACCUGGUGAUCGUCAUCGCUGUGCAGGUGCACGGCUGGCAGAUCUACUACAGCAAGAAGCUGCUGGACCAGUGGUUCACCAGCACGCAGGACAAGAAGAAGAAAUGAGCGUUUGUUUUUGGAGACCAGUCACUGAACCUGUAGGUUGAGGCCAAGAGAAGAGACUCUCAGAAAUAUCGUGGUCCUUCAUCAUCUUUUUCUAUAUUUAUAUUGACAGUGAUAACAUCAUUGUUGAGUUGUAUGCAGAGAAUCAUUCCCUGGUCUGCUUGUGACUGCUGCCAUCACUCUGUACAUUAAUCCUCAUUCAGAAUAAUAAAUGUUUGUUUGUACCUCGUUACUUCAGGUACUGACAGUGUUAACAGACCAGAGAAUAAUGGAAGAAGACUGUAAUCACAUGUAAGUUGAUGUUUUGGAAACCAGAAAUAAAUUUGAAUAUUUGACUGG